This is a messenger RNA of Sesamum indicum (sesame), 784 nucleotides long. It is a transcript of the gene PSAG, whose product is annotated as photosystem I subunit G. Gene Ontology annotation, biological process: photosynthesis. The record is from RefSeq and is a predicted model, not a curated record. Gene Ontology annotation, cellular component: photosystem I; chloroplast thylakoid membrane. NCBI's taxonomy places the organism in Eukaryota, Viridiplantae, Streptophyta, Magnoliopsida, Lamiales, Pedaliaceae.
AUUUCUUGUUUCUCCUACCCUCCAUCACCCAAAUUAUAAACCUCAUCCUUUCAUCAUAUUAAUCCCCACAACACCCUAUCCAAACUUCACCACCGAUCAAAACCCCUCCACCGCCUCCCCCCCAUUCCUCCACCACUCAUCACCACCAUAAUGGCCUCCACUUUGUUCUCCACGCCAACCUUCCAAGGUCUCAGACCUCUCAACAAGCCCACCGACUCCACCCCCACCCUCUUCCUCACGAAACCCACCUCCGCCUCCUUCCGCCGCCCCCUCACUACCCCCAACAAGCGCCUCUCCAUAAAGUCCGAGCUCAGCCCAUCACUCGUCAUCAGCCUCAGCACCGGCCUCUCCCUUUUCUUGGGCAGGUUCGUCUUCUUCAACUUCCAGAGGGAAAACGUUGCCAAACAGGGCUUGCCCGAGCAGAACGGCGUUUCUCACUUCGAAGCCGGAGAUGUUCGGGCCAAGGAGUACGUCAGCCUCCUUAAAUCAAACGACCCCGUCGGAUUCAACAUCGUUGAUGUUCUUGCUUGGGGUUCCAUCGGUCAUAUCGUGGCUUACUACAUUCUUGCCACCUCUAGCAAUGGCUACGACCCUAAGUUCUUUGGUUGAUUAGGUCCAACCCAACACCUUUCGUCCUUAAUUCUGUAAUUUCAACUUGUAGCUGUUGUGUAUACCUGGGAAAUCUACCACAUUAUUUUGGGUGUUUAAUCUAUAUUUGUUGGCUUAAUUUUGAAUUCAGUGUGGUGUUCUUUAGUUGUAGGUUGGACUACAUUUACAUAAAUUA